Ricinus communis (castor bean) is the source of this 2936-nucleotide messenger RNA. Its product is annotated as LRR receptor-like serine/threonine-protein kinase IOS1. Bases 61 to 2715 code for a protein of 884 amino acids. The transcript has 12 exons. Gene Ontology annotation, biological process: protein phosphorylation. NCBI's taxonomy places the organism in Eukaryota, Viridiplantae, Streptophyta, Magnoliopsida, Malpighiales, Euphorbiaceae. The record is from RefSeq and is a predicted model, not a curated record. Gene Ontology annotation, molecular function: protein binding; ATP binding; protein kinase activity.
GGCAGCGUAAAUUGAGAGAGCAUAACUUCUAUAUACUGUUCUUCUGAGCGAGAAGAAGUAAUGAUGGCAAACAAGAGGUUAUCCAAUUUCCUUUUCAGAUUUCUUCCUAUUUUAGCUCUUGCAAUUCUGGUUCAUUGUCAGGAUCAAUCAGGAUUCAUUAGCAUCGAUUGUGGUUUGCCAGCAAAUUCUAGCUAUACUGAUGCAACAACAGGCCUAAAUUACGUUUCAGAUGCAGCAUUCAUCGACACUGGGAUAAUUAAUAACUUGGCACCUGGAUUAAAUACAAGUAGCAUCGACCGCCAGCAAUUGUCUGUUAGGAGCUUUCCUGAAGGUGACAGAAAUUGUUAUCAGGUAGAACUUACUAGAGGCACUAAAUAUUUUAUCAGAGCUAUCUUCCUGUAUAGAAAUUACGAUGGCUUGAGUAAGCUACCACAUUUUGAUCUGCAUCUAGGACCCAACAAAUGGAUUACAGUGAAAAUCCUCAAUGCAACCAUUCCUGUUAUCACAGAAAUCAUAUAUACACCUAUAUUGAACUAUAUUCAUGUCUGUCUUGUCAAUACUGGCCUUGGAACACCUUUCAUAUCAGCGCUAGAGUUGAGGCCCUUGAAAAAUACCACAUACGAAAUUCGAUCUGAAGGAGCGCUGGCGAAAUUCGCGCGGUUGGAUUUUGGUUCUGUAACAAAUAAAACAGUCAGGUAUCCCGAUGAUGUCUAUGACCGUAUCUGGACUCCUGAUCACUACUACAAAUGGACAGAUUUGAGUACUCCAGAGACCAUUGACGCUCAAUUUCACAAUGAUUUCCAGCCACCGUCCAUUGUUAUGAGGACUGCGAACGUACCAACCAAUGCUAGUGAAGACAUGCAGUUCUUUAUAGACAAUGAAGAUACUUCACUCCAAUUUUAUUUCUACAUGCACUUUGCUGAAAUUGUAAAGCUUGAAGCUAACCAGUCUCGUCAAUUCAACAUUUCUCUGAAUGGAACAAUUUUUUUUGGACCUGUUAUUCCUGAUUACUUGUAUACAAGUAGUGUGUAUAAUGGCUUACCCAUUAAUGCGGGAAGUAAUGUCUUCUCACUCUUUAAAAUCGGAGGUUCGACCUUGCCACCCCUCCUCAACGCGAUUGAGAUUUAUUUCUUUGUUGACCUCUCACAGUCACAAACAGAUCAAGACGAUGUUGAUGCUAUCACGAAAAUCAAGUCAACAUAUGGAAUUACAAGAAACUGGCAAGGAGAUGCAUGUGCUCCUCAAGCUUAUGUGUGGCAGGGCCUGAAUUGCAGCUACAGUGAUAAUGAUCCACCUAAAAUUACUUCCUUGAAUUUAUCCUCGAGCGGGUUGACAGGGGAGAUAGUUUCUGAUAUAGCCAAUCUGAAAUCACUAGAAUUUCUGGACUUGUCAAACAAUAGUUUGUCUGGCCCAGUGCCUGAUUUUCUAUCUCAGAUGCCAUCCUUGAAAGUCUUAAACUUGACAGGAAACAAGCUCACAGGUAGAAUUCCAGUUGACCUCUUUGAAAGAACGCAAAAAGGUUCACUGCUGCUAAGUGUCAGUGGAAACCCAGAACUCUGUCCAUCAGUUUCAUGCAAGAAGAAGGAGAAAAGUAUUGCUGUUCCUGUAGUGGCAUCAGUUGCUUCAGUUUUCAUCUUAGCAGCUGCAGUAGCAGUCAUUUUACGAUACCGCAUUCUACGUUCAGUAUCAGAGACUGGUGAAGCUAAACUAAGCCAUGAAUCAAAUGAGCCAAUGGAGUUAAAGAAUAAACAGUUCACAUAUUCUGAAGUUCUCAAAAUCACAAAUAACUUUGAAAAGGUUCUUGGCAAGGGAGGAUUUGGAACAGUCUACUAUGGAACCUUAGCUGAUGGUACUCAGGUAGCUGUAAAGAUUCUUUCUCAAUCCUCAGUUCAAGGAUAUAAGGAGUUCUUGGCAGAGGUCAAACUUCUUAUGAGAGUUCAUCAUAGGAACUUGACUACCCUUGUUGGAUGCUGCAUUGAGGGCACCAACAUGGGGCUCAUUUACGAGUACAUGGCCAAUGGAAACUUAGAAGAUUAUCUCUCAGGUAGCAACCUGAAUACCUUAAGCUGGGAGGCAAGACUUCGGAUAGCCCUGGAGGCGGGACAAGGACUGGAGUAUCUGCACGGCGGUUGUAAGCUGCCAAUUGUGCAUAGAGACGUGAAGACAACAAACAUUUUGUUAAAUGAUAAAUUCCAAGCCAAAAUAUCUGAUUUUGGUCUGUCAAGAAUUUUCCCAGCUGACGGUGGUACACAUGUGUCAACUAUUGUUGCGGGCACCCCAGGUUACCUUGACCCCGAGUAUUACGUAACUAACUGGUUAACCGACAAAAGUGAUGUGUAUAGCUUUGGAGUAGUUCUUUUGGAGAUCAUUACAUGCAGACCGGUGAUAGCUCAAAAUAGAAACCACGAAAAUUCUCAUAUAAGUCAAUGGGUUAGCUCCAUGAUUGAAAAUGGAGAUGUUAAUAGCAUUGCCGAUCCGAGGUUAAAUGGAGAGUACGAGGUUAAUUCUGUAUGGAAAAUUGUGGAAUUAGCAAUGGAAUGUCUUUCUACAACUUCCGCUAGAAGACCAACGAUGAAUCAAGUGGUGAUUGAAUUGAAUGAGUGUUUAAAGACAGAGAUGGCUCGAACAAGGGAGGGGCAAAGCACUCAAUCAUACUACUCUAUUGAACUGGUCACUGUGAAUGUGGACACUGAAUCAUCUCCUCUUGCAAGAUAGUUUCUUGGUCUUAAGACCCUUAAGAUUUCUACUUUAUGCUACCCACAUGGAAUUUCUUUAAGAUUCCUUUUUUCUUUUUUCUAUUUUUCCUUUUUUUUCUGGCUAGUUGUUGUAAAUUGUAAUAUAUUUGAUCAUGCGUUCAAUUCUACAAGUGCAAGAGAUGGCUACUUUAUGAAUAUCUCUACGUUUGAAUUUUAAUUACAUAACAUUAUUCAUUUGAA